Helobdella robusta is the source of this 2130-nucleotide messenger RNA. RefSeq lists its product as hypothetical. NCBI's taxonomy places the organism in Eukaryota, Metazoa, Annelida, Clitellata, Rhynchobdellida, Glossiphoniidae. Gene Ontology annotation, cellular component: nucleus; Holliday junction resolvase complex. The coding region runs from base 27 to 1208 and encodes 393 amino acids. The record is from RefSeq and is a predicted model, not a curated record. Gene Ontology annotation, molecular function: DNA binding; nuclease activity. The transcript is spliced from 11 exons. Gene Ontology annotation, biological process: replication fork processing; mitotic intra-S DNA damage checkpoint signaling; resolution of meiotic recombination intermediates.
GGAAUUUUAAAUUGAAUUCUCUUGAAAUGGAGCGAAUUAAAUUGAAAAAUGAUUUUUACUCGGAUAGCUCGGACGUAGAUAUGGCCGGUGAAACCUCCGAAUCGAACUCAGCAAAUGACGAUGUAGUUAUAAUUGAAUCAGCUGUUCCGAAGAUGUCAUCACCUAAAAAUAGAAAAAGAACAGAACUGCAAAUUGAACGCCAAUUGAAGAAGGAAAAGUUAGAAUAUGAAAAGGUCAAAAAGAAAAUCCAACAAAAUGAAAUCAAAAGCAUGAAGCCAGGAGAAUGUCUGAAAUUGAUGCUAGUUCUGCUUGAUGAAAACCUUGUUAGUUUGAGUUGUGGCCAAUCAACUGUUAAAGUUCUGGACGAGAAUGAAAUCAAACAUGAAGUGCUACAGCAAAUAAUGCCUAACAUGAUAACGUUCUGGAGAACUGUUACAUCCACUUUUGAAAACGAUCAGAAAAAAUUUAUAACUGAAGAAAAAGAUGUUAUGCAAAAUCAAAUUCUGGUUUACAUUCCAACUGAGGAAUUCUCAUCAAUGAUUUCUUCGUUCAGUGCUAAAAAUGUCCCUUCCAACAACAGAAACAGAUCAGAGAGGAGCUUUGAAAAUUUCAUUCUUAGUUGUUUGGAACUGUUGGGAUCAAAUCAUUUCCUGACAUUUGUUGUUAUAGAUUGGGAAACUUACAAUAAGAAAGCAGGAAAAAAAUCGAUCAAUCAUUUAGUCAUGGAAGAGGCUCUAUUAAAUGUGCAGUUGAAAUACAACAUUCACGUCAAACUAGUCGAUUCAGCAAACGAGUUUGCCAGAUUGAUUUUCAAUUUCACAAAAGCCAUCGCCGAAUGUCCCUUCAAACGCAGCAGAUACGAGCAGUUGAACAGUUUGAACACCUUCAUAGAGGGCAAGAAGGGGUGCGUGAAGAUUGGCGCGGACGGCUCUGGAGUGGAACAGACGUGGAGGAUGAUGUUGAUGUCGUUUAAAAAUGUCAGUGCCAACGUCGCCAGUGCAAUCAUGAAACAGUACCCCAACCCUGUAUCUCUCAUGCUGGCAUACAAAUCAUGCAGAAGUGAGAAGGAGGGCCUGCAUUUGCUUGAGAACAUUCUGAUACGGCGAGGUGCUGGCGUGACUGCAACGACGAGGAAAGUUGGACCAGAGCUAUCAAGAAGAUUGUACGAAUAUCUCACAUCUGAUGACCCUAACAAAGUUAUCAGCUAGCCAGAAACCCAAUUUUUUAAUUUUUUACUGUUUUAUUUUUUUUAAAUUGAGUGAUUUUAUGUACAAUUUUUAAAAUAAAAAUCUUUCAACCCAAGUGCUGCAAUUUUUAUGGAUCGUUAUAUAUUUGCGUGCGUGUGCGGUGCGUGUAUACUACUACAUACAUUUGUUUCAACUUGAAUAAUGUCGACGUUAUGGAGAAAGUUUAAUUAAACGUAUAAUUUCAUUUGUUCUUGUAUGUCAUCCACUGACUGAACGCCGAAUUCUUCCUGUUGGACCAUCAUGUUGAAGAUAUCUUGCAACUGUUUCCUCUGUAUGGCGCGCUCCUCUUCCAUCUGCUCUCUCGUCAUCGUCGAUUCAAUUUUUUUUAGGGCGGCCUUGUGUUGAGUUUUCUUUAUUUCCCUCUGAAUGUGAUUACAGAAUUCCACUGGAUCCAGGCUUGAAUCAGCGUUGGUGGGGUCGUUUUCAUUAGUGCGUCCAUCUUCAUCUCUUUCAGAUGAUUCCUUGAUUGUCAGGGCACUGUCUGUUGGCCACGAAUUCUUCGCGUCCGUUGCUUCAGAAGCCACAGAGGAAUGUUUGUCGUUAUUGAUGCCACUAUUCUCGUAGAGCAGUUUACGUUUAUUGGAAAUAUACUUGUACAACACGCUGAUGAUGACCGUAAAAAUCGAAACAAAUAUCCCAACCAGCGUUACGUUUUCCAUAUUAUAUUCUAACUUGAGAUUAAGCAGGCUAACACUGUCCAGCUCGGCUGAGAUUUCGAUAGGAAUAUUAUAUUAAUAUUGGAGAAAGAAAUUAGUUGCUAUGGUGAAAUUUACAUUCCACCUGUCAUCGUUGUUAUUUUGAUGCGGCGAACGUAGGUACAAAACGUCAAACAAUCCAAUCUGACAUUAAUUAGCACGCAAUUGCAUUUGCAAUGGCAUUCGAU